UAACCAUGUCUGCUCUCCGUUCUCUCUGCCAAGUUUCUCGCAUUGCCUCGCGGUCCCGCAUCGUAUCUGGCAUGCGGGUCUCUGCAUUGGCUGCUCCUCGGGCAGCAGUGACGGUGACACCACCGGUGAGGGCGUUCUCAGGUUCUGCCAGACGGCUGGGUAGUGGAGCGUCGGACAUCCCCCUCUCACAAAAACUGCAAGAGGAGCUGCAGUAUGAGAAGGAGGCCAGGACCAACGAAGCAUCAUCACCCGAGUUCCUGCGGAACUUCUUGGAGCAGGGCGUAUGGUCUAUCGAAGAUAUUCCCGGUCACGACGAGGUUGCGCUGACACGCAAGUUUGGCGAUGAAAACAUCCGUAUUAUAUUUUCCAUUGCCGACAUUCAGGCUGACACCGAGUUCGAGCCUGAAAAUGAAGAUGCUGGCGACGAGGCUGAUGAGAGUCCCAAUCCUUCCAAUCCUGUUCGUGCCGCUCUUACUAUUACCAAGACCAGUGGUCCUGGGGCGUUGAGUGUCGACAUGGUCUGCCAGGAUUCACACUUUUUGAUUGAGAACAUCUCGUUCUACGAAGAUGCUAAGCUCAGUCAAGAACUCACCGCCGAAGCUGACUGGAAGCGCCGUGGUUUGUACAUUGGUCCUGCAUUCGAGACCCUUGACGUUGGUGUCCAGGAUGAAUUUGACAAGUACCUGCAAGAGCGUGGCAUCAAUGAAAACGUCGCCGCCUUCAUUCCCGACUAUGCCGCACACAAGGAACAACAGGAAUAUGUCAAGUGGCUUAACAAGGUUAAGCGCUUUGUUGAUCUUUGAGGGAAUGACCAGAAGAAUGGCUUACAUCCCCAUUGAUUGAGCCGUUUUCAAAACUCGACAUUAGGAGCAGUUAAUUCUGCUACUAUCUAUUAUUAUAGACUUACAUCGUACUGAUUGGUUCCUUCGGCCACCUCUACUCAUAAUUCAACUUUGCUCGGAUUCGUGCAUCAUAAACUUGGAUUCAACGUCGCGUUCUACCAAAGCCUAUAAUCAUUGCAUAUAUAUUUCUCUCUUGCAUCUCUC
Laccaria bicolor S238N-H82 is the source of this 1046-nucleotide messenger RNA. RefSeq lists its product as uncharacterized. Gene Ontology annotation, cellular component: mitochondrial matrix. The transcript has 7 exons. Lineage: Eukaryota; Fungi; Basidiomycota; Agaricomycetes; Agaricales; Hydnangiaceae. Gene Ontology annotation, biological process: cytosolic ribosome assembly. The record is from RefSeq and is a predicted model, not a curated record. The coding region runs from base 72 to 803 and encodes 243 amino acids.